CCGCGCUCGUCCUCCUUGCCCGCCGGGCUGGCGGCGAGCCGGCUGCUGGGUACCUGGGAAGAUCUGCUCUUGGCUGUCCGAGCUGAGGCGAAAGUCCGGUCCCUAGAGCGCGGAGAGCGGCGGUGCCAGGCGCCUCGGCGGACUCCCCUUCAAGUGUACGUCUGCAGCGGCCCAUGCUGUCUGCCACUCAUGGGUGUAAGCAAGUUAGAUAUUCUAUACCGGAGACUUCUCCUCACAAAACUCUUCAUCAGAGGAUGGGGAAGGCCAGAAGAUCUCAAGAGACUCUUUGAAUUCAGAAAGAUGAUUGGAAAUCGAGAAAGGUGCCAGAAUCUGGUUUCAAGCGACUAUCCAGUGCACAUUGAUAAGGUUGAAGAACAGUCAGAUUGUAAGAUCCUAGAUGGACACUUUGUUUCUCCCAUGGCCCACUAUGUGCCUGGUAUCAUGCCAAUUGAGUCAGUUAUUGCAAGGUUCCAAUUUAUUGUGCCUAAGGAAUGGAACAGCAGAUACAGACCUGUGUGCAUUCAUCUGGCUGGAACAGGAGACCAUCAUUACUGGAGGCGCAGGACUCUCAUGGCUCGUCCUAUGAUUAAGGAGGCCCGAAUGGCUUCAUUGUUGCUAGAAAACCCUUAUUAUGGCUGCAGGAAGCCCAAGGACCAAGUAAGAUCCAGCUUAAAAAAUGUGUCUGACCUGUUUGUGAUGGGAGGCGCUCUUAUUCUGGAGUCGGCAGCUCUCUUGCACUGGCUGGAGAGGGAAGGUUAUGGACCUCUCGGAAUGACUGGAAUAUCCAUGGGAGGACAUAUGGCCUCCUUAGCAGUUUCCAACUGGCCCAAGCCCAUGCCAUUGAUUCCAUGCCUGUCUUGGUCUACCGCAUCUGGGGUCUUCACUACGGGUGUCUUGAGUAAAUCUAUUAAUUGGCGAGAGCUGGAAAAGCAGUAUUACACACAGACAGUUUAUGAAGAAGAAAUUAUUCAUAUGCUAGAGUACUGUGGGGUAAGUUUUCUGUUUGUUUGGUUGGUUGGUUUUUGGUUUUUGGAAAUAAGGAUUUCUCUGUGUAAUAGCCCUGACUAUCCUAGAAAAUGCAUCAAAAUUCUAUACUUAGUUCCAGUUGACCCAAGCCUCAUUAUAGUGGUACAAGCCAAAGAGGAUGCCUAUAUUCCACGGACAGGAGUUCGAAGCCUGCAAGAAAUUUGGCCUGGUUGUGAAAUCCGGUACCUAGAAGGGGGUCACAUCAGUGCUUAUCUCUUUAAACAAGGACUCUUCAGACAAGCCAUCUAUGAUGCCUUUGAACGUUUCCUUCAUAAAUAUGCUAACUAAUCGGAUCAAUGGAUCCUACUAAAAGCGUUCACCCUACGAUGAUGUGAAAAACAAGCAGACAGCAGUACUUACCUGAUUGCUGCCAUAUAGUCUCUGUGCCAGUGUUAUGGGUCAGUUACCAACUGUAGAUUCUAUUAAUGUAAAAGCAGUACUUGAAUCAUACAAUCCUGAAGUGUUUGUUACUCUUGAAAAUCUCAUAUGUCCAAUAUGACAUCUGUUGUUAAUAUUUAUAAAAACAUUUUAAUUAUGGAUAAUUUAUUGAUUCUGAAUAAAUAGGAACCCUAUUGGCUUUUAAUAGAAUUGUUGAAACUAAGAUUAUAUAACAUAUGUACUGUAUACUGUUAUAUGGCAUUUUUUGCUGUUAACUUGAUCUUAAAACCUGUGUUCCUCCUUUUUGUCUAUGUAGUGAGUUUAUAAUCUAGCUUUCAACUUUAGGUAAUUUACUGCCAUAGAAAUACCUAAGAUGUGUAAAUCAGUGUUACCUUUGAAUUAUGAAAACUAUCCUGACUGCUGAGCUGUGCCUCUGUGUACAAACUGCAAUCCCAGCAUUUGAGAAGUGAAAGCAAGAGGGUUAAGAGUCCCAUCAUUGUUCUUUACAGAGCAAAGUUGAGGCCAGCCUGAGCUACGCGAGACCCUGUCUCAAAAAAAUAUGGCUGGCAUGGUAGCUCAUAUCUUCAAAGCUGCUGACUUUUUAAAUGGGAUUUAUAUGGAUAGAUAUAUGGUGCUGAUAAUAAACUUCUCUGAGCAAGAAUGUUUAAAAGGUAAUAUUAAAAUGUGUUUGCUUGAAAUCUUUUAUUGCUCUUAAAUUUAAGUUUAAUGGAGAUAUGUGGAUUUUUUUUUUCUUUUUUUCAAGCCAGGGUUUCUGUGUAGCUUUAAAGCCUGUGCAUAGGUGGAUAUUAACAUGCCUUUGGCAGCUUUUUAAAGAUGCUGCGCCAUUCUAAUGUCUGUUCCUAAGGUUCCCGACAGCUGUUUAAACAUUUUUACUGUGGAGUCAGUGAUGGAAAAGUAGUUGCUUCUUGGACACUUGGACUUUCACAUACAACACAGUAAAGCUGUUAGAGCUACAACAAUUUCGUAUAUUCAGACUAGAACUUUUACUUUUGACUUCCAGGACAAAAUGAUCCUUUAAAUAAAACCUGUGCACACCUUUAAUCCCAGUGCUCUGGAGGCUGAGGCAGGCCAAUCUCUCAGCUGGAGGCCAGCCUGGUCUACUGAGUGAAUUCCACCAGGACUACACAGAGAAAACCUGUCUGUCUUUUUUAAAAAAAUAAAUAAAUAAAAUAAGAGAUUAAAUGUAUUACACCAUUCUAUCAUGCAUAUAGUGAGAGAAUUUCUUUGGAUUCUGAACAUAGUUUCAGCCAAAAACAACAUUUUUCUUCACAUAUGCAUUUAUUAAAAACAUUCUGUGGUAUGUAGUUUUUCUACUAGUAAAAUAAUGAAAAUUUGAUAUUUUUAUUAAUUCUUAGACUAUUUUAGAAUUUUUAUUUUUUAAGAACUGGGUGCAGAGUCAGGCAUGGUGGGACAUACCCUUAAUCCCAGCUCUGGGAGGCAGAGUUCAAGGCAAGCCUGGUCUGCCAAGCCGUUCAGAACAGUCAGAGAUACACAGAGAAACCUUAUCUCAACAGAGGAAAAAAAAAAGGAAGAACUGUGUGUCACUGGCAGGACAUGCCUGUAAUUCCAGCACUUGGGAGGUAAAGGAUCAGUCACAAGUUCCAGGCCGAUAAGGUCUACUUAGUGUGUUCCCAGACCACUCAGGACUAUCUGUCUCAAAUAAAUAAAUUCAUUUUCAUCCUUCAUUCACAAAACUGCCUAAGCUGAUUAGUUCAGAAAGAAAAAAAUACCUUUUUUUCACGUUUCUUUAAGCCCACUCAGCAUAAUAAUAGCUUAGAUACAAGCAUUCAUACACACACGUUAUAUAUAUUCUUUGAGAAAUUAAUGUAUUUUCAAAGAAGUCCUGCCUGCCAUUUUCCUGACACUUUGUGGAUUAGGUCUAUAAAUACUAUAGAUUCAAUCAGACCAGAGUUGCAGGGUACUAGUUUUCACAGGCCAGUUUGACCCAGUUUUUCUGGUGUGCAUAAUAGGUGUGGAUUCCCAAUUCUGCUAGCAGACUUCUUAUAUGUAAGUAACUACUACUCAGCUCUAAAGACCCCUGAUGGUUAGACUUCAUGAUUUGCCAAUGUUGUAAUUAGAUUUUAUCAAUGUAUUUUAAUGUGGUGCUUUCUCUAAUGUAUAUUAACAUUAUAACUGAAUUUUUAAGAUAUUUCCAAAUUUAUAUUUCAUAAUAAAAAUCUAUUUUAGAAGUUA
This is a messenger RNA of Alexandromys fortis (reed vole), 3618 nucleotides long. RefSeq names its product abhydrolase domain containing 18 (gene Abhd18). NCBI's taxonomy places the organism in Eukaryota, Metazoa, Chordata, Mammalia, Rodentia, Cricetidae. The transcript is spliced from 12 exons. The record is from RefSeq and is a predicted model, not a curated record. Bases 190 to 1314 code for a protein of 374 amino acids.